AUCGUUUUUCGGUUGCUCUGGUGGCUUUCAGAAAAUAAUACAGCGCCCGCACAGGUGGAAGCAAAGUGUGUAGUGUACAAUUUACAAUUGCGCAAAAUCAUUGCGAUUAGUUUUCGUAUUACUUUCGUGGUGCUAGUUAAUAAAUGUUUUGUGUUUCUGUGGUCCGAAAAAGCGGACAAUGGCGGAUAACAUCACUGUAUCGAUCAAGGUUCGACCGUUGAUCAAACGGGAAAAGGAUCAGAAACUGUCAUCGCAAUGGCGGAUCCGGGACAACACGAUCGCCAACGUUGAUGGGAACGGAGAACCGUUUGUGUUCGAUCACAUCUUCGAUGAAACGAUUCGCACCAAGGAACUGUUCGAAUGCGUUUGUCGGCCGAUCUUGCUAUCUGCACUGAACGGUAUAAAUGGGACGAUCUUUGCGUACGGCCAGACCUCGUCUGGGAAAACCUACACCAUGAUGGGGGACGAACAGGAAUUGGGAGUGGUUCCGCUAACCGCGCGGGAGAUUUUCAAGGAGAUUGAAAACAGCCGAGAUCGCCAGUUCCUCAUUCGGGUUGGCUACAUAGAGAUUUACAACGAGAAAAUCUUCGAUUUACUGGAUAAGAGUAAUGCGAAUCUGAAGAUUUUCGAGAAUGCUUGCGGCGAUGUAACGCUGAAUUACAAAGAAGUAAUCACAAACUGCCCGGAACAGAUAAUGCAACAUUUGGAAGAGGGCAAUAAGCUGAAACGAAUCGGCGAUACAAACAUGAAUGAGCGAUCGAGUCGCUCACAUACAAUAUUUCGGAUAACGAUAGAAUCCAGUGAUGUUGGAAGGACGGAAGGGGAUGAGAAUGAUGCGGUGCAGAUUAGUACACUGAACCUGGUGGAUUUGGCGGGAAGCGAAAGAGCCGAUCAAACGGGUGCUACCGGGUCAAGAUUAAAAGAGGGAGCUCACAUCAACAAGAGCUUGCUUUCGUUAAGCUGUGUCAUCCAGAAGCUUAGCGAGAAUGCAGAUAACUUGAAAUAUAUCAACUACCGUGAUUCGAAGUUGACCCGAAUACUACAGGCAUCGCUGGGUGGGAACGCUGUUACUUCUAUGAUCUGUAACAUUACUCCAGCGGCAUUGGAUGAAAGCUAUUACACACUAAGUUUUGCAAUGCGAGCCAAAACCAUAAAAAAUAAGCCUAUAGUCAAUGAAGUGAUCUCGGAAGCAGCUAUGAUGAAGCGACUGCAGCGUGAAAUAAAACGACUUCAAGAUGAAUUGAAAUCGGAGCAAAGUAAAAACAGCAAAAUUAAAACGUUGGAGUUGCAAAAUGCCAUCACAAUGCGUGCCAACCAGAUCAUCAAUUCUCAGACCCAUAUUCAAUUCGAUAAAUCUCGUCGACGCACCUGGUGUCCGUCAAGUUCGGGCAUUCCACGGCCGACGGGCUAUGUCGAGCAAGACAAUCGACUGAUGCCACCUCCACCGCCGUUCUUAUCCUCCAACACCACCACCGCCAGCGGGGAUGAAAAUUCUCCAGUUAUUCGUCCGGAACUGACUCAACGCGGCAAAUCGGACUUUCUUCUACGAAAGGUUAGAUCCGCUACACCGAAUCGGCACUUGAAGACCAUCGAGUUGCUGGACAACAGUGACGAAUUUAUCCCGGCCGAGCUGGUCGAUUUCGGCGAACGAUCACCGCAGAGCUUAGCCAGGGAAAUUCAUACGCCCAUUGGGUUCAAGACGAAUCGAAGAUCACGAAGAUCAUCCGCCGGGGAUUCGUCGGCUGAUUAUAUAGAUUAUGAGAAGAGGUGUAAAGAACUGGAGCAGGAGCUAAUCGAACUUCAGGAGUUUACUAAUUUGGAGAAAAACCUGGAUCUGGCUAACAUCAAGCAGCAGUUGCACUCUUGCGAAGAGAUUCGCGAUGAUCUCAAGGGUAGGGAUGAGCGAUUGGAGAUUUUGGAAGAACGCUGUAAGGACCUCGAAGAGGAACUGCGCCAGAAGAGUGAGCAAAUUUUUGACAUGGAAAAAGAGUUGAUUGUGGCUCGCAAGGAACGGGAGGCUGCUGUCAAAGAGGCGGAACAUUGUCGCAAUCUGCAGAACAGCGUCCAGGUCGAGUAUGAACUGUUCCAGCAGCGGGCAAAGAAUCGUGAAAAGGAACUGAUUGAGUGCCUGCAGGAGGCUCGCAACAGCAGUAGCAGCGAGAGGGGUGGUCCCGCUGAUAGUUACAAAAUGUUGGCAACGGUUCGAAAGGAACUUAAACAGCUGGAAGUACACAACUACGAACUACAGCUGCAACUAGAAACGCGUAACGUGGAGUUGGAAAAGCUGAAGAACGUUACUCAAGAGCAGACGGAGAAGGUUGGGAAAGUCAGGAAUGUGCUAGAGAAGGAUAUAUGCAGGAAGGAUGCGAAGAAGCUGUUUCGAAUUAUCACUAAACUGAGGGGGAUAUUAGCGGAAGAGGAUUUGCUGAUCAACACCAGUAUUGAUACGGAUGAUUUAGUCGAUAGCAUUGGAGAUGCCAGUUUUAGUGAAAGUUUGGAUCGGCAAUCGCCAACCAAAAUUGUGCUAACCAACGAGAACGGAAAUGCCAAUGUGAUUUACGAGGAGGAUAACAGUCAGAUGUUGGAUAUGAAUAUAGAGAACGGCGAAUUAAAGAAAAGAGUUAAGCUGCUGGAAAAUGAGAAUAAAGAGAUAAACCUUCUUCUGAAGAAGUGUGAGGCUGACAUCGAAGAACUAAGGAAAAAAGAGAUCUGUUUGAAGGAGAUGACUGAGCAGCUGGAGUUGGAACGUACCAAGUUUAGCGGUUUGAACAAGUGUUUCCAGGAUAAAAAGAGGGAAUUAGCUGAGAUGACCGCUGAAUACAAUGAGUUAUCGACUCAGGUGAUAGACUUAGUACAAGACAUCGAUGGGUAUAAGGAUCAAAUAGAGAGAUUGUCGCAAAAUGACAAGACAAACGAAGAAACUAUCAAAGUUCUUCAGUUGGAAAAGGAACAAUUAUCGAAAGAUUUGCUCGAAAUUGAAAAUGAAAUGGGACAUUUGAGAGCGAAGUUCGACCAGGAAGCCGAAGAGCAUGAUGGCUUAGUUAGGAAGAUGAAAGAUGAACUGCAGAAAAAGGCAGAAGAGCAAACAAAGGAGUUGAACGAUCAGGUGUCACGCUUUCAAAAGGAAUUAGAUGAGAAAUUGGAAAAAAUCCGAGAGGUUGAAGAGAAUAAUCAACGUUUAGAUCAACAAGAAGCGAAUUGGAAGGAACAGAUAUUAUCGAUCCAGAAUGAGCUUGAGCAGAAAUUAUUAUUGAUAAGAGAACUGGAAGAAACAAAGCAAAGGCUUAUUGAACAAGUGAAUGAAAUUCAGGAAAAGGAGGCAAGCGUAAAAGUAAAAUAUGAAGAAGAGCAGAAAGAAAAUGCGGAAAAGGAAAGCACAAUUACUGAACUUAGAAAAGAAGUCGAAAAACUGUUAGAACAUAAUUCUGCCACACAAAAUUCAUUAUUGCAUAUUCAAAACGUGUUAGACGAAAGAUCGGAAUUAGUCCGAGAACUUGAGGAGACUAAUCAACGAUUAAUUGAACAGGAAAAUAAAUGGAAGGAAGAGAUAUUGUCAGUUCAGAAGGAACUUGGAGAGAAGCUAAUCUUGAUUUCAGAACUGGAAGACACAAAGCAACAGCUUGAUCAACAAGUUAGCGAAAUGCGAAAAGAGAAGUUAAAUGUCGAAGUGAAAUACGAAAAGGAGAAGCAAGAAAAAACGUCGUUCAUAACGGAAAAGGAAAGCACAAUGGCCAACUUAAGCAAAGAAGUGGAGAAGCUAUUGGAACUUAAUUCUGUUACACAAAAAACGCUUUCGAAUGUUCAAAACCAGCUAGACGAGAAAUCGGAAAUAAUCCGAGAACUUGAGGAGACUAAUCAUCGACUGAAUGAACAAGAAAAGAAUUUGAAGGAACAGAUAAUGUCGGUUCAGAGUGAACUUGAAACAAAAUCAAUGUUGAUAGGAAAACUAGAAGAAACAAACCAACAGCUUAAUCAACAAAUUGGCGAACUUCGAGGGGACAAGAUUAACGCAGAAGUGAAAUACGAAGAGGAUAAUAAAGAGAAAGCUGCCGUCAUAUCGGAAAAAGAAAUCACAAUGUCUACACUAAGUAAAGAAGACGAAAAACUAUUUGAACUUAAUGCUGCCGCUGAAGAAACGGCAUCGCUUGUUCAAAAAGAGCUAGACGAUAAAUCGGACUUAAUUCGAGAGCUUGAGGAGACUAAUCACCGACUAAAUGAAGAAGAAAGGAAAUUGAAGGAACAGAUAUUGUCAGUUCAGAAUGAACUUGAAACAAGAUUAGUACGGAUACGAGAACUGGAAGACAUAAAUCAACGACUUAAUCAACAGGUUUGCGAAAUCCAGGAAGACAAGAUGAACGUAGAAAUGAAAUACGAAGAGGAGCAGAAAGAGAAAGCGUCCUUCAUGUCGGUACAGGAAAACACAAUUGCUGAACUGAGGAAAGAAGUCGAAAAACUAUUGGAACUCAAUUCUGUCGUACAAAAAUCGAUGUCAGAGAAGGGAAACAAUUUGCAACUUGAUUCCAAUGGGGUGACAAACUCUAACGAGCACAAUUCAAGUCAGUUUAUGAGAGAUACAAAAUCUCUGCUAAAUGGGGAGAGCUCUGAAUGUUCUCCGCACAGAGAUACAGAACUUCAAAAAGCAUUGAUCGAGGUUGUCUCUCUCAGGGAAACAAAUAAAUCUCUGGAUCGUCAGUUAACCUCCCUUCAACAAACUCAUUUGAUCGUACUAGACGAAAAGAAGCAAGCGGACGAAAAAUGUGAAAGUCUUUGCAAUGAACUAUCCCGUCUCAUCAUUGAAAAAGAAGAGACAAAUGAUCGUUUGGCACUGAAAAAUGAGAUCAACCUACUACAGCAGGCGAAAGCCGAUCUGGAGGAGGAAACUAACACUUUGAAGAAUCAAAUCAGCGCGUUGGAAAUGAGCAUCGCCGACAUUGGUGAACAGAAAUCUAAGCUUUUGUCGAAGAUGCAAACGCUUGAAAAUGAAAUGGAAGAGUCGUCCAACAUUCGCGAGCAUCUAGACCGUGAAGUCCGCGCUCUAAAAUCCGAUCUCGGCAACCUGGAGCAACAGUUGAAUGAGAACAAUGAAAAGAUAGAGCGAUAUCAGAAACAGAACAGUGAAUAUCUGCAGGAACUCGACCGCAAGACGGAUGAAAUAGAACGUGGCUGUCAAAAGCAGAAAGACUUGCAAAACUCGAUCGUUCAAUUGGAGCAGAAAUUGGCUGAGAUCGCUGCUGCAAGUAGAAUGGAGAACGAAUGGAUGGAAAAGUUACGAGCAGCGGAGACCUGUAAACAGGUUCAAACGGUGGCUUUAGAUAAGUUGGAAGCGGAGAAAAUCGCGUUGCAAGGCCAGAUUGAGGAGGCUUUGACCGAACGUAACUUUUUGAAGCAGAAAUUAGUGGACAAAGAUGCACUUUUCGAGGAGGCUGAUCAAAAGAUAGCUUCGUUGGAAAAUCAAGUGGCUGAUUUAACGAAGAAGAUAGCACAAGCGGAAUCCAAUCUAAUUGCAAUGAAACAGCUUAAGGAAGAUUUGAACGAAUUGGAGAAAGCUAAACUGAUUUUCCAUGAUCAGAUUCAGCAAGUAUCCGCGGAAAGGAAUUUGCUGAAGGAGCAAAUGGCGUCAAGAGAUGAACAAAUAGAACAAGCAAAUCGUCAAAUAACUUCGCUCGAAAAUCAAGUUGCUGAUUUGAAGCUAGAAACUGAGCAGAUGGAACUCAAUCAAAUGGAAACCAACAAGCUGAAAGACAAUUUGGAACAGGAACUUAAUAUUCUAAAAUCGUUACUCCUGGAAAAGCAGAAAGAUUGCUCUGAAAACACGAUCGCGGUAACCGACCUAAAGAAAAUUGUCGCGGAGCUUGAAAGCACCGUAGAAAAUCUUCGGCAACAGCUAUGUGAAAAAGAGUCAGAUUUUGCUUCAAAACAGACAGAUGAUUCUAAUCAGGUUGUGGCUUUGCGAAAACAAAUUGUUGAACUUACUGAACAGUUGGAAAAUAUUAACAAGGAGCAUCAAAACGAUCUUGCGACUGAGAAAAGUUAUUCCAAUAAAUUGCAACAGUAUAUCCAGGAAAUGGAACGGGUUAAACUAUCUUUGCAAGGGGAAAAGAAUAUUCUGGAAGGAAAUUAUUCAGAUCUUCAGAAAACUCACUCUAACCUUGUCGAGAAGACUCAACAGCUGGAACAGUCAAACAUUGAACUAGAUGCACAGCUUGUCAAUCUGAACGCUGAAUUGACCAUUCGCGAGGAAAAGCUGAAGAAUGUGACCCGAGAAUUGGCUACCAGACUAACCGAACUCGAUAAACUACAAUUGAACCAUUCUCAAAAAAUAGAAGAAAUGAAUGGUGCCGUUACAAAAAGCACUCAUCUUAACUACGAAAUGGGCCAACAAAUUAAGGCACUUGAACAGGAUAAGGUUCAACUACAAGAUCAACUCAAAAAGGAGAUGGACAAUUUUAAAAAACUUUCAGAAACUGAGGUACCCUCCCUGAGAUCGUUAAUCAAACAGCUGGAGGACCACCAGCAGGAGCUAAACACAAAACUAGUAACCAACAGUGAAGAACUUUCCAGAAAAUCUUUCGAACUGAAACAGACAACGGAUCUCUACGCCCAGGAGAAGACCAAAAACGCACAGUUAACGCAGCAGAUGGAGGAAGCAAAGCUUAUGCCGGCGUUACAAUCCGACGGUCGACCUUCCCAGGGAGACGGCAGAGUUGUCCAAGCGCUGCGAAAGGAGAAUGACGAUCUGCUGAAGCAGUUGAAUGGACUGCAGAAGACGCACCACAUUAAAACCAACCAGCUUCAAGAGAGAAUCGAUGAGCUCAGGGAAGAGAUUUCAACAAUGCGGCACGACUCGAGUUUCCAAGAAAAAGAAAUCCAAAUCGUGGCCCUCGAGGUAAAGAUCAAUCACUACGAGCAGGUGUAUGAAGAAACAAAAAACAAACAUCGAUCUCUUCAGCGACAGAAUGAUGAACUGCGCGUCAAACAUCAGAAUCUGGUAAUGGAGAUGGAUGAUCUACGUAGACUGGCGGACAGGGAUCGACGAUCUCGACGACAAAGCACGCAUGACGAUCGUCGUGGUAUGUGCUUCAACUCGAAAGAUGCGAUGACGAUGACGGAUCCAACUUCGAUCGAUUGCAGCUGUCUUACAAUGGAUGCCCAAAUCAAGGAUCUGCGAAAGCAGCUAACCAUCAAAGAAUGCCAGCUGAACACAACGAAAAUGAUGGCUGCUGCCAAUCCCUUGAAAAAUGACGUUGUCGAGCUGCGUCGGUUAGUGAAAGAUCGUGAGAGUGACAUUUUCAAACUUCAGGAUGAAAACCGAACGCUUUCGGUUGCCUUGGAUCGAGAACGAAGACAUAUAGACAAACAGUGCAGUAACUGUGUGCGAUUACAGCGUAUGCGCUCACUGCGAAGCGAUAAAGCAGUUAACACUGAUCCCUUUGAAAAUCCACAGUCUUCUCCAGUUCAAUCCAAACAGUUGGAAGAGACUCAGGAAGAGCUUAGGAAGCUGAACAGCAAAUACCAGGACAUGAAAAGGUUAUGCAGAAUCCGAAACGAAAAAAUUGUUAGCUUGAGCCAAGAUAUCGCGGAGAAAGAAAAUGAAAGCAGCGUUGCAAACCGCAGCGUUCAACAGGAAGUUUCUUUGCUAAAGCGGCAACUGAAGGAGAGCGAAGACAAAUACUCACAGGUUCUGAAGACGUACCAAACCAUGUAUUGUGUCUCUAAGGCGGAAAAAACUGUGCAGACUGAUCCUGUUAAAAGCGAUGAGGUUGAAAUGAUUCGUUCAAAGUACGAAAAAUAUAAAAAUAUGGCAAUCGCUCUAGUAGAGCAAAAUGAGGAGCUAAAACGGAAGGCAGUGUCUACAUAACAUGCAUUUUUUCAUUAUUGUGACUCUAGUCUGUCAUAUUUUUGAAAAAAACGACUGAUAAAAUGUGAAUAUGUAAAUAUUUAUCAAGAAGUGUCAUCUUGUACUUUCAAAUGUGAUAUUUUACGAAUCAAGUCAUUUAAUGUCGUAUUAACCCAUAAUGUUGUCAAGCUAUGUCGUAGUUUUGUGCAAACUAGUACAUAGUCUCGAUAUCGUAAACUGGUUCUGAUAUCGUGAAUUUCCAAAAGGGCAUUUAAAACCCCAGAGUAGGAUAUAGAGGUACACACUUAUUACUAUUAAAGUCGUAAGUUAUAUAAUAUUAGAUAAUAAUAAUAA
Molecule: messenger RNA, 8191 nt
Organism: Topomyia yanbarensis
Lineage: Eukaryota; Metazoa; Arthropoda; Insecta; Diptera; Culicidae
Product: kinesin-related protein 4-like
Exons: 8
Coding region: 179-7858 (2559 amino acids)
Biological process (GO): mitotic cell cycle; microtubule-based movement
Cellular component (GO): microtubule
Molecular function (GO): ATP binding; plus-end-directed microtubule motor activity; microtubule binding
Source: RefSeq, a predicted model, not a curated record